GGGCACAUCUCGGUUCACGACCAUUUAAUGUCUCCACGCCCCUUCCUGGCACAGGUAUCGGGCGAAGACAGAACUGCGCUGCCCAGAUCGCCAGUCAUCCCACCAAGAUCGGCAAACCUUUUCACCCCUGUGGGAUAUGACACUGCAGUCAUAGGCGGAACGGUGGCCCUGGACUCGUUCAGGAGAGAUUUCGAUUUGCUCAGUACAUCGGGAGCAGAUCGCGAUACUCUUCAGGGUAAUAUCGUCUCCACGUUCCAAGCCGGCUGCUUCUUUGGGUCUCUCCUGACUUUUCCGCUGGCCGAGAAAAUCGGCCGCAGAAGAGCCAUAUUUGUUGCAGCCGCUGUCUUUAUUUUGAGAGGCACUUUGAUGACGGCCAGCCACGACAGUCUUCCCAUGCUCAUCGCGGGACGCGCAGUUGCCGGUCUGGGCAUAGGAGCGUCGUCGCUGAUUGUUCCUGUAUAUAUUGCUGAAACUUCGCUGCCGUCUAUUCGUGGCCGCCUGAUUGGUAUCUUUGAGAUUGCAUCGCAAGGCGGAGGUAUGUUGGGCUUGUUGAAACAAAAAGGGUUAGGACCUAGGAGCCUGUUGGGUCUUAUAUUUCAACAGGGCUUUUGGAUCAACUACGCAUGCGACCGAACCAUCUCCGACGAUCUUGCCGCUCAAUGGAUUGUGCCUUUGGGGCUCCAGCUUGUUCCAGGUGCCCUGCUGUGCGCUGGGAUGCUAAUAUGCCCAGAGUCGCCUCGAUGGCUCGCUCGCAGGGAUCGGUGGGAAGAGACGGAGAAGGUCCUGGUGCAUCUCAGGGCCUUGCCUGGCGACCAUCCCUACAUCCGCGACGAGCUGUCGGAUAUCCGUCAGCAGGCAGAUCAGCGUACCGCCAGCGAAAUGACCUUUGGGGACAUGUUCAAGAGACUCGUCCAGAGGGGUGUGCGAAAUCGCAUCCUGAUCGGCCUCUUGCUCAUGGCUUGCCAGAAUCUGACUGGUGUUAAUAUCAUUACAUACUAUUCUCCUCGCAUCUUCGAAACUCUGGGAAUCACAGGCACAAGCACCAAGCUGUUUGCGACAGGGUUAUACGGCAUCGCCAAGACCUUAGGCAUGGCUAUCUUUUCAAUCUGGCUGGUCGAGCGGGUAGGCUGA
This is a messenger RNA of Fusarium falciforme, 1131 nucleotides long. Its product is annotated as MFS domain-containing protein. Lineage: Eukaryota; Fungi; Ascomycota; Sordariomycetes; Hypocreales; Nectriaceae. Gene Ontology annotation, molecular function: carbohydrate:proton symporter activity. Bases 28 to 1131 code for a protein of 367 amino acids. Gene Ontology annotation, biological process: transmembrane transport; carbohydrate transport. The transcript has 5 exons. Gene Ontology annotation, cellular component: membrane. The record is from RefSeq and is a predicted model, not a curated record.